AUGACGUGGGUACAGUCUUUUCAAUUAACUUACUAAGUAUCUUAUGCGCUACAACAAUUAGUUAAAUCUGUACAAUCUCUAAUCUAUAUUAAAUUAUAUAUUUCAAUAGUCAUUAUUAAGUUUUAUUGCCAAGACAGAGAUAUCACAUUUGAUCAGAAAAAAAUCAUGCUCAUGUUCAAGCUGCAGUUCGCAAAUGCCUACACCGUGUUUCUGGCAGAUAGUUCCUUGGUUAUUCGCGAUUUCCUUCGGAGCGGUGCCGCGGGUCGCGUCUCUUCCCCCACCGUGGCGUUGGCGCGCAACAAACGGAGAACUUUGGCCCAGAUAAAAAGCUGGCGGCCAGGAAUCAGGCACGUAGACCACGUUUAGCAGUCGAGCGACGUACACGCGCCUCGAGGCUCAGCGUACGCUCGAAACUUCGACUUCGACUUUCGAUCGUCGACAUCGUUGCACGUGCUCUGGUCGCGGCAGUUUCGCGUUCACUUAUUAUAACUUGGUCUUAAAACGCCAAGACGCAGUCUGUAAAAUUAAUCCGUGAAUCAACUAAAUAAUACUGAAUACUACAGUGAAAUUGUUGGGAUUGCUUUGAACUCGAAGAUUGAAAAUUGACCGGAUUCUUUCCUCUGACAAACGUCGUAGAAGCCAAAGACUAUAUAUACGCUACGAAAGGAACUGUGGUCUCGAUCUCUCUCUCCCCCGCGCCAAAGACUUUUGAUUUUAAAUUAGAUUAACGUAGAACAAGUUCAAAUCAUCGACCGAUCGAGCGAGUUAAACUCGAUCGAAUACGUAAAGUAAAAAGACUUUGUGAAGGUAGCAUAGUAGAAAGUGCGAUCGGAGAUUUUGGAGGAGGUGAAAGUGAAGGGAUUCAGGCGGUUUGCCCGGCAGCGUGCCUGAGAAGAUUUGGAAAGAUGGUUCAACAGACGGACACUGAGCUCACCACCGGAAACGUGGACGAGUACGCCAGGUAUUUUAAUUACCUGAGGACACUGGCGGACCUCACUGCCAUGGCUAGCAUCGUAGCUGUCCAGACAAGCAGCAAGAAUUGGACUUACCUUCCCUGCGGAUCGACGAUGCGGUUGCAGCUGCCGGAAGUGCGGAUGCAAGGGCGGCGAAGAAGAAGGACCGGGCGCAGAGAGGCCCGGCAGCGAUGUCCCACAUAAGCGGCGUGAAACGGCCCCUCACGCACACGAACAGCUUCACUGGGGAACGUGUGCCGCUUUACGGCGUCGAGACGCCCCAUGAGGAAGAGCUCGGCAAGCUUCUGUCAGAUAUCGACAAGUGGGGCAUCGACAUCUUCAGGAUAGGCGAGCUGAGCAACAACAGGCCGCUGACCUGCGUCGCGUACACAGCCUUCCAGACGCGUGACCUGCUCAAAUCGCUGGCCAUACCGCCCAAGACCUUCGUCACCUUCAUGAUGACCCUGGAGGACAACUACGUCAAGGACAAUCCCUUCCACAACAGCCUGCACGCAGCCGAUGUGACCCAGUCCACCCACACCCUGCUCAACACGCCCGCACUCGAGUCCGUGUUCACACCGCUGGAAAUCACGGCUGCCCUGUUCGCCGCCACCAUUCACGACGUGGACCAUCCUGGACUCACCAACCAGUUCCUCAUUAAUUCGAGCUCGGAGCUCGCUCUGAUGUACAAUGACGAGUCCGUUCUGGAGAACCACCAUCUGGCAGUGGCGUUCAAGUUGCUCCAGAACGAGGGCUGCGACAUCUUCGUCAACAUGACGAAGAAGCAACGCCAGACGCUGAGGAAGAUGGUCAUCGACAUGGUCCUGUCCACCGACAUGUCCAAGCACAUGUCCCUGCUGGCGGAUUUGAAGACCAUGGUGGAAACGAAGAAAGUGGCGGGCUCUGGUGUCCUUCUGCUGGACAACUACACCGAUCGGAUCCAGGUUCUCGAGAACCUGGUGCACUGCGCCGACCUGUCCAAUCCUACGAAACCCUUGUCACUCUAUCGACGAUGGGUUGGUCUCCUGAUGGAGGAGUUCUUCCUUCAGGGCGAUCGAGAACGCGAGCAGAACAUGGAUAUCAGCCCGAUGUGCGACAGGCACAGCGCCACCGUGGAGAAGUCGCAGGUCGGCUUCAUAGACUACAUCGUUCAUCCUCUGUGGGAAACUUGGGCCGAUCUGGUCCAUCCGGACGCUCAGGAUAUCCUGGACACGUUAGAGGAGAAUCGAGACUGGUACCAGUCGAUGAUUCCUCCGUCACCGCCGUCCGACGAUCAACAGCAACAGCAGCAACAAGGGAACGAACAACAGUCUGACAGGAUACACUUCCAGGUGACACUGGAAGAGGGUGACGAGACAGGCGAGACGGCAGAGACGGCAGAGACGGCAGAGACGGCAGAGACGGCAGAGACGGCAGAGACGGGCGACACGGGCGGAGCGACGAAGACGACCCUGCCGAGCGAGGAAGGGGGCGGUGAGACGGAUGAGAACGCCGCGGAGGCUGGAAUGUGA
Messenger RNA from Heterotrigona itama, 2464 nucleotides. The record is from the annotation of a GenBank genome assembly. Lineage: Eukaryota; Metazoa; Arthropoda; Insecta; Hymenoptera; Apidae.